Molecule: messenger RNA, 817 nt
Organism: Paramecium sonneborni
Lineage: Eukaryota; Ciliophora; Oligohymenophorea; Peniculida; Parameciidae
Source: the annotation of a GenBank genome assembly
AUGGAAUUAUUAUACUUAGCCAGGUAUUUCUCAAUGAUAAUGAUAGGGAUUAAUCAGUUUUUAAUUCCUUUAUAUAGUUGAAUCAGAUCAUAUCCAUGAUUUAUUAUAGAGAGGAAUUAAUAUUGUAAGGUUAUAUGGAAAAGAUAAAAUUAUUCCUAUUUGGACUAAUUUCAUUUAUGGCAAAAUUUAUUCUAUAAAAAACAAAAUUUAUGAAAUUAGUGAACUCUCAUUAUCUAUUAGGUAAGAAAAAACAAUAAUUGAGCAUUUUAGGUUUUACUCAUUUGUCUUAAUAAAAGAAAUAAUAAUCUAUUUCUAUAUUUUUUACAAUUGCCUUUAGAAUUAUCUGCAGAAAUAAUUAUCCAACAUUGUAAAACAAAUAGAUUAUUCUUUUAAGAUAUAUAUCAUUUGGUAAAGUUAUUGAAGUGGGAGAAAUAGAUUUUUUUGAAACAGAAUCAACAAUAAGACUAUCAAAUCAGAUUAUCAAUUAAAAAGAAAUUUUAUUAUAAGGAAUUGCAAUAUCUAUAAAUUUAUUUUAUAAAAAUGAUAUAACUUAUUUUAUAUUAAAUAGAAUUAUCUUUAAAAUUUUAGAAAAUUAAGAGAAAUUCUUAGAAGUUAUUGAGUGUUAGGAUUUAGCUAUUUUAAUUAAUCCUCAACAUUAUAGUACAUAUGUUUAAAAGGGUAAUUAACUUUUAAUUACUUUAGUGGUCAUUAUCCGUUCAGUUAUCUUUUUUUAGAGUUGUAAACUAAUAAAAUAAAUAUAAAGUAACUAUGAAGUGUAAGACAAAGUUAUCAUGUUAAUAAAGAUAAAAAAUAUAUU